GGAUCAGCUUCAGGAGCUUCUGUAAAACAAACAACAGAACCACAGAACAGAGAACAACAGGUUGGACCGCAGACAGACUUCUACACCUGUAAGAAGAUGCUGCUCGUCUUCCUCUUCCUCCUCUUCUUCUCUCCAGGUGCAGUGCUGUCCCUGGACUGCUAUGUGUGCAGCGCUUCUGCCACCAAUGAAGAAUGCAACCAGAGCAGUCAGGAGUGUCAGCUGCCACUCGACACGUGCAUGACUAUCGUCGACACGUUAGGCGCGCUGAAGGCCAUCGUGAAGCAUUGUGCCAGCAGGGCGACCUGCAACGGAGCCGCGUCCUUCGCGUCAGUCGACUCCAACGGAGACGGAAACUCUGUCAACUGCUGCAACAGCCACAACUUGUGUAACUUCAGCGGAGUCGACUCGAUUCACAAACACACAACACUGCUGCUGACUGUGUGUGUUUUGCUGCUGCUGACACACUGAGGCCAGACGCACAACUGAUCCACAACCAGCCUGUAAUAAUCUGUUCUAUAACGCAUCAUGUAAAUAGUGUAUAUUAGAGACAUGCUGUAAACACACAUGAAGUACAUGUACAAUUAUAUAUUCCAGGAUUUAUAAUAUUUAUUCUUCUUGCUGUAACUUAUAGAAGCUGCAUUAAGCCUUCUAGCACUUCUAUUUAUAUGUACCGUGCUGUGAGUUGUGCUCCUGUUUUCUUUAACGUCUUAUAGUUUGUCGUGUCCAUGUUAACGGUCUAUUAACUUAUGAAGCCCAAAGUCCACGGUAAAGGAUUUUUUCUUUUUUAAAUUCCAGGAAAAACACAUUUGAAGUCCAGGCUUUUCCUCUGUUCCUUAUCUACAUCAUCAAGUGUCACAUUUAUAAAAUAUUCGCCUGGUUUGGUGUUUCAGAGAGAGGCUGAGGAGAUGAGCAGCUGCAAUGUCAAGUAUGAGAAGAAUAAUGUGUUUUUUUGAACAUGAAAACAUAAAAACAUAUUUUGUUAGACCCUAAAAAUACAAUUAUGAACCUGUAAAUAAAACUCAUUAUGUAUAAUACGGGGCUCUUUAAAACAGAAAGAGUCACUAGAAUGGAGAAUAAAAUGAAAUGAAAACUGUGUAACUACCAAUGCUGCAGGUAUAAAAUGGAAUUGAAUGCAAAGACUGAUUUCGUCAUUAUUUUAUUUCAUUGUUUUUUUCCUCCUAUUUGACAAGGUGGCUGAUUUAGCCCAGACAAAAUAAAAACCAGUGUUUACUAGUACGAGUUCUGUACAAUUCACCAGUGAUACACACCAGUAUAGCUUACAAUAUACCAA
This is a messenger RNA of Stegastes partitus (bicolor damselfish), 1291 nucleotides long. Its product is annotated as prostate stem cell antigen-like. Bases 97 to 468 code for a protein of 123 amino acids. The record is from RefSeq and is a predicted model, not a curated record. The transcript is spliced from 3 exons. NCBI's taxonomy places the organism in Eukaryota, Metazoa, Chordata, Actinopteri, Pomacentridae.